Andrographis paniculata is the source of this 625-nucleotide messenger RNA. Its product is annotated as PLASMODESMATA CALLOSE-BINDING PROTEIN 5. Bases 111 to 458 code for a protein of 115 amino acids. The transcript is spliced from 3 exons. Lineage: Eukaryota; Viridiplantae; Streptophyta; Magnoliopsida; Lamiales; Acanthaceae. The record is from RefSeq and is a predicted model, not a curated record.
GGUGACCAUACACAGUGUGCAACAAGGAUAAAAUUCAGAUUUUGAUACCAUACGUCUGUCACAUGUGAAUCAAACUUUGGCAUAAACCAAAAAUUUCCAGAUCAACAUAAAUGUCGAUCUUGGCAAAGACCCUUCUCCCUUUCAUCUUCUUGCUUGCAAUCUUGCACAAUUCAGAGGGACAGUUUGAGGACUAUUGUGUGGCAGACGAGCAAACGGUGGAGGAGCAGCUGGCGGCAGCCAUGGAUUGGGCUUGCCGGAAUGGCGCCGACUGCCGGCCAAUCCAGGCUGGCGCGGCGUGCCAUCUUCCCGACACGAUCAAGGAUCACGCCUCCUUCGCCUUCAACAGCUAUUACCAGAAGAUGAAGAGCCAUGGCGGCAGCUGCUACUUCAAUGCUGCAGCUGUUCUAACAGCUACUAAUCCAAGCCAUGACUCCUGCAAAUAUGAGUAUCUUCCUUAGCUUCAAAACUUGGGCUUGAACUUGGACUCGAAGGGCCUCUUCUUGUCUUCUAUACUGCAGUUUGAAUUUUUAUUUUUUUUGUAUUUUUGCAAUAUUGUUUACUUCAAACAAGUUUGUGUUUGUAUUGUAAUACAAAAGAAAAUGAUAUAUAUAUAUAUAAAAGUGAA